Messenger RNA from Dama dama (fallow deer), 1373 nucleotides. It is a transcript of the gene CDKN2B, whose product is annotated as cyclin dependent kinase inhibitor 2B. The record is from RefSeq and is a predicted model, not a curated record. NCBI's taxonomy places the organism in Eukaryota, Metazoa, Chordata, Mammalia, Artiodactyla, Cervidae. Gene Ontology annotation, molecular function: cyclin-dependent protein serine/threonine kinase inhibitor activity; protein kinase binding. The transcript has 2 exons. Gene Ontology annotation, cellular component: nucleus. Gene Ontology annotation, biological process: regulation of cyclin-dependent protein serine/threonine kinase activity; negative regulation of cell population proliferation. The coding region runs from base 375 to 770 and encodes 131 amino acids.
ACGGGUUCAGUCCCGGCCGGCUCUCGGCUCCGCCGGAGGGAAGCUCCGCGGUGCGGGCUCUGUGACGCGCCCGCACAGUGCAACCAGAGCGGGUUCGCGCAAGGUUGCUGCUGCGCGAGGCGCAUUUUCCUGGGAACCAUCCGGGGAAAUCCCGGCUUUAACUACGGGCCCUUCGGCCAUUGUACCGACCCCUCUAGCCGCAGAAGGACGGCAAAGGGGGGCUGAAGCUGAGCUGAGCUCUUCCCGAGUGGGGAGAGCCCUCCAGGGCGAGGUUGGAAGGGAGGGUAGGGUGUUGCGAAGUUCACGGCCAGCGGUUGGAUUAUUCGGGACAGUUUGCGCCUGGGGGCUGCGAAGUCAGCGAAGAGGACAAGGGCAUGCUCAGUGGUGGUGGCGGUGAUGCAGACCUGGCCAACGCCGCGGCGCGGGGCCAAGUGGAGGCCGUGCGGCAGCUCCUCGAAGCCGGUGUGGAUCCCAACAGACUCAACCGCUUUGGGAGACGCCCGAUCCAGGUGAUGAUGAUGGGCAGCGCCCGCGUAGCCGAGCUGCUGCUGCUCCACGGCGCGGACCCCAACUGCGCGGACCCCGCCACGCUCACCCGACCGGUGCACGACGCCGCCAGGGAGGGCUUCCUGGACACGCUGGUGGCCCUGCACCGAGCCGGGGGGCGGCUGGAUGUGCGCGAUGCGUGGGGCCGCCUGCCCGUGGACCUGGCCGAAGAGCGGGGCCACCGCGACGUCGCCGGGUACCUGCGCGCGGCCACGGGAGACUGAGGGCGCGCGUACAUAGCCGCCCACAACGACUUUUUUUCUCUCCAUUUCGCCACCCCAACUUAGUUCAAAGAGGGCUGCAAACCUAGAAUAGCGGAAGUCUUCCUGGGCGACUGGAUUCCCGGCAGCGAAGGAGGAGCUGACUGGAAAUAAUUUUUUCUCCGCACCGCCCCCCCCCCUACCCCCUCUGGAUACUGCCCUGGGCACUCACCGUGAAGCAAAAUGAAGAGAGGUGGGGCACAUGGAUUUCCAGUAGGAGCCGAAUGUGGAACUCCCAGGUUUGUUUUUCAGGGUUUUCUGGUGAAAAGCGGCAUGUGAGCAAGUCCAUGAACAAACCCAAGUGCUGUGAAUCUUCACACAGAAGGUGCUGGGGCGGAGUGGGAGGCGGAGGCCACUAGCCUUCAGGUGGGAGGCGGGUGAUAACGAUCGCCCCACUGACCUUGAAGGACCACCCCGUAAGUCCCCACGUCGGGCGAGGCCCUGAGGGAAAAUCUGGAGAUGGAGGACCAGACAAUGACGAGGACGAAGAUCGAAUUGGGCUCAGUAGGCGACCAACGCUUUCUUUACAGGCUUGCGGAGCGGGGCAGGUCGUGAGCAAAAAGCUAC